Trichosporon asahii var. asahii CBS 2479 is the source of this 879-nucleotide messenger RNA. Its product is annotated as voltage-gated chloride channel. Gene Ontology annotation, biological process: intracellular iron ion homeostasis; intracellular copper ion homeostasis. The transcript has 3 exons. Gene Ontology annotation, molecular function: voltage-gated chloride channel activity. NCBI's taxonomy places the organism in Eukaryota, Fungi, Basidiomycota, Tremellomycetes, Trichosporonales, Trichosporonaceae. The record is from RefSeq and is a predicted model, not a curated record. Gene Ontology annotation, cellular component: Golgi apparatus; endoplasmic reticulum; fungal-type vacuole. Bases 1 to 879 code for a protein of 292 amino acids.
AUGUCUGUCUCUGACCAAGUGGGCAAGGGCGGUAUCGCGGACCAGAUGAUCCGGUUCAACGGCUACCCGUUCCUGGAGAAGGACGACGCCGAGUCUGGCGACAAGGGGUUUAACGAGCCCAUUGCGCACAUUAUGCGGAAGGACCUCGUCGUGAUCCCAUCCACUGGCCUGCCAUUGUCCGAACUCCAGAGACUAGUGCAGGGCUCGUCGUUCCAGGGCUUCCCCGUCGUCGCGACCGAGACGGACCGGACGAUCAUUGGCUUUAUCCCGAAGAACGAGCUGCGCUUUGCGCUCGACCGCGUCCGCCGCUCCUACGCCCUGUCCCCGGACACAUACGUUGACGAGACGCCGCUGACGGUGUCGCCCAAGAUGCCGCUCGAGAUUGUGCUGCAGCUGUUCCGGCGCAUGGGCCCGCGCGUCAUCCUGGUCCAGAGCGAGGGCCAGCUGCAGGGCCUGGUGACGAUCAAGGAUGUGCUCCGGCACGAAGCGACGGAGAAGCACAGGGAGGCGGCCGAGGCGCGGGAACUGCGCGAACUCCGCCGCGACAGCACAGAGGGGUGGGGCGAGUGGACGCCGCUGGGCGCGCUGGGCGACGCACAGGGCCCCGUCCUCGAGCACGCGCUCGAGAGCGGGCUCAACUGGGCGCAGACGCGCGGCGUCGGUGUCGUCAACGACGUCAUUGCGCGCGUGCGGGCGGCGCGCCCGGGGAGUGCCGGGGGUGCGGUCGGCAGUCGCGGUGGACUGGGCAUGAGCGGAGAUGCGGGAGAGGGGGACAGCUUUACGCAGGACUACAGCUUUGCGAUUGGCGACGAGGAGGAGGCGCGCGACGAACCGCCCCUCCCGCACAGGAGGGGGAGUGGCGCGAGCCAUCAGGAUUGA